AUGAAAAUAUUGCUUUACCUGUUGGCCCUUGUGCCUUGGAUAGCUGGUCAGCCGGCGGAAUUAUAUCCUUCCAUUGAUCCUAACCAUUAUGGAGCUGAUGGAAAUCCAUGUUAUGACAAGGAAACUAAGAAACCUCAGCGAUGUGUUCCUGACUUUAUUAAUGCAGCUUUCAACUUAGAAGUAGAAGUUACUAACACUUGCGGAGAACGCUAUCCAACAAAAUUCUGUGUUCAAUCUGGAAGAUCUGGUAUGCGAAGUGUAUGCGACAGCUGUGAUGCUAGACAUCCUGCCUUUGCUCAUCCAGCCAAAUAUCUCACAGACUUCAAUAAUGCCAAUAACGAGACAUGGUGGCAAUCUGAGACAAUGAAGGAGAACAUGCAACAUCCUAACACAGUUAAUCUCACUCUAACCUUAGGAAAAACUUUUGAUAUCACUUACGUUCGUUUGAAAUUCAUUUCACCUCGGCCAGAGUCUUUCGCUAUCUUCAAGAGAACCACACUCGAUGAUGAUUGGGUUCCAUGGCAAUACUACUCUGGUUCUUGUCGUUCCACUUUUGGACUUCCCGAGAAAGCUCCAAUUCUUCCCGGAAAUGAAGCUGUUCCACAAUGUACUAAAGAAUUCUCUGAUAUCUCUCCCAUAACAGGAGGUAACAUUGCCUAUUCCACCUUGGAAAACCGUCCCAGUGCCCAUGCUUUCGAAGACAGUGAAGUGUUGCAAGAAUGGGUCACUGCUUCUGCUAUCAAGAUUGUUCUCACCAGAAUGAACACUUUCGGAGAUGAAGUCUUCGGUGACGAGCAAGUACUCCGCAGUUAUUUCUACGCCAUUUCUGAUUUUGCUGUUGGUGGUCGUUGCAAGUGUAAUGGUCACGCUUCUGAAUGUGUUCGUUCUGCUUCUGUUGAAGGAGAUUCUCAACUGGUCUGUCGUUGUGAGCACAACACUAUGGGUCCCGACUGUAAUGAAUGUCUUCCAUUCUAUCAAAGUCGUCCAUGGCUUGCUGGAACAUCGACUGAAGCCAAUGAGUGCGUUGCUUGCAACUGCUCUCAACUUUCAAGUCGUUGUCAUUUCGAUCAAGAUCUAUACGAGCGCACUGGAGAUGGUGGUCAUUGUUAUGAUUGUCAAGGAAACACUAUGGGUGUUCAUUGUGAAACUUGUGUUGGUGGACAUUGGCGUCGUCCAGGGGAUAACUACUGCGUUCCAUGCGGAUGUAGUGAGACUGGUUCCAUCUCAACUCAAUGUGAUGACCAAGGACAAUGUAUUUGCAAGCCUGGAGUUGGUGGAAAGCACUGCGAUCAAUGUCUGGAUGGGUACUAUGAUUUUGGACCAAACGGUUGCAAGGAUUGCAUCUGUGAAGUUGGUGGCUCAUACAACAACCAGCCUCUUUGUGAUCCAAAGAGUGGAACCUGCUCUUGCAAAUCUAAUGUCGAAGGUAGACAAUGUAACAAAUGUAAACCAGGAUACUUCGACUUAUCUAUUGACAACCAGUUUGGAUGUACUCCAUGCUUCUGCUAUGGACAUUCUUCCAUCUGUACAACAGCCGACGGUUACUACGCUAUGAACAUAUCGACUCAGUUUGAAUCAGAUAAGCAAAAAUGGGGUGCUAUUUCCCAAAUGGGAUUCCAAGAUGCUCAAUGGACUGAAUUAGAUCAUGCAGUUGCUGUUUCUGAUGUCAAUGGGGCUCCUGUAUAUUUCAAUGCUCCUGAGCAGUUUUUGGGAGACCAGAGAAGCUCAUACAAUCAAGAUCUUCUUUUCACGCUACGAGUUUCUCAGCCUGGAGCUCGGGCUAGCGCUCAAGAUGUGGUUAUCGUUGGAGGAGGUGGUCAAGAACUAUCUUUAGCUAUCUUCGCUCAGGAAAAUCCAGUUCCCAGUUCCCGACCACAGCAAUAUCGUUUCCGUAUUCACGCCGAUUCUAUGUUCCAAUGGAAUCCUCGACUAAAUGAACUUGACUUCAUCGGAGUACUCUCAAACGUUACCGCUCUUAAGAUCCGUGGAACUUAUCAACACAAAGAUCUUGGCUUCCUCUCAGACGUUCAUCUCGGAACUGCUGGAUUAGCUCCAUCAGAAACCGAUCCUAGAGAUGCUAAAUGGGUGGAGAGUUGUGAUUGCUUGGAAGGAUUUGUUGGACAGUUCUGCGAGUCUUGUGCCCCAGGUUUCCGACGCGAACUCAAGUUUGGCGGUCCAUUCAACAGAUGUAUUCAAUGUGACUGUCAUGGACAUUCCACCAGUUGCGAUGCUGAAAGCGGAGCUUGUAUUUGCGAACAUGACACCGCUGGAGAUUCUUGCGAGCGUUGUGCCCGUGGUUUCUACGGAAAUGCUUUAGCUGGAACAGAAAAUGAUUGUGAAAAAUGUCCUUGCCCUGACGAUGGCCCUUGUAUCCUGCACACGGAUGGAGAUGUCAUUUGCACUGAAUGUCCUGCUGGAUAUACUGGAAGAAGAUGUGACGAAUGCUCUGAUGGCUAUUUCGGAAAUAAAAAAGAAGACAUUGACUGCCAAGAGUGUGCUUGUAACGACAACAUCGACCCUAACUCAAUUGGAAACUGUGACAAAAUCACCGGAGAGUGUAAGAAGUGUAUUUUCAACACUUUCGGAUUCCAUUGCGAGAAAUGUAUUGCUGGAUAUUGGGGAGACGCUCUUGCAGAGCCUAAAGGAGAUUGUAAAGCUUGCAUGUGUCAUCCUCCCGGAACUCGUCGUCCAUCGAACGAUUACACUGUUCUUGAAUGCUCUCAAACUGAUGGUCAGUGUGAGUGUCUUCCUCAUGUUGUUGGACACAGAUGUGAUGAAUGCGAAGUUGGAUUCUUCAAUAUCACCUCUGGUACUGGUUGCGAAGCUUGUGAAUGUGAUGCCCUUGGAUCUGUCAAUGCCACAUGCGAUGUUCAAACUGGACGAUGCCAGUGUAAGCCUGGAGUUACAGGAAGAAGAUGCGACCAAUGUGCUCCUUACCACUUUGGUUUUGGACCUGCCGGCUGUCAACCUUGCGACUGUGAACCCAUUGGUUCGGAAAGUGCCCAAUGUGAUCCUGCAACAGGACAAUGUCUCUGCCGUGAUCAUAUUGAAGGACGUCGUUGUGACCAAUGUAUUGAAAACAGAUACGAUAUUAGAGCUGGUUGUCUGCAGUGCGAUGAUUGCUAUACUCUGAUUCAAACACGCGUCAAUGAUUUCCGUGCAUCUGUUAAAAGUUUGGAUAACACCCUCAGAGAGAUAAUUGAAAAUCCAGCUCCGGUCAACGACACCGCAUUUGAUGAUAAAGUGAAAGAAGUUGCUGAUGAAGUUCAGAAGCUGGCUAACACUGUUACUGAGAAAUUAGCUGCUGACGAUUCUCAACUAGUCGGCCAAGUUGCACAGUUGAAGAAAGAUAUUUCUGAAGCUCUUCGUAACGUUAAAAGUGUUGAUGAAAUGAUCGCUGGUGCCAAAGGAAAGGUCGAAGAAACCGAGACAGGAUUGAAACGUUGGAAGAUCAUUAACGAACAAGCUAGAAAUGAACUUCAAAAUGCUAUGCAUUACCUGGAAACUGAAGGCGCAACUCAAUGGGAGUUAGCCAAAGAAGCUUCUAAGAAGUACGGAGAGCAAAGUCAACGGAUGUCUACACUUGCCCAUAAGACUCGUGAAGAAGCAGAUAAGCAUGAGAAACAGGCUACUGAUAUUGAGAAGCUUGCUCAAGAGGCCAAUGCUUCUGCCAAGCAAGCUCAUAAAGAAGCUCAAGACGCUAUCUAUGGAGGUGAACAAAUUUCUAACCAAAUCGCUGACAUGAAGAAUAAGCAAGCUCAAUUGAACGAGACCCUUACUAGAACACUGGAUCUUGCUGAAGAACAGAAGAAAACCGCUUCUGCUGCCAAUGAAGCUGCUGCUGAAUCUUUGGCUAACGUCGAUAGUUUGAGACUACCAAAUAUUGAUCCUAAAGCCCUCAAAGCUGAAGCUGAAGCUAUAUCUAACGAAUCAAAACAAGCUAUUGAAAACACCAAAAAGGUAGCGGAAGAUAACGAAUCUCUUCUUGAAGAAGCUGAGCGUGUUAUUGCUGAAGCUAAGAAUGAACUUUCGAGUGCUGAAGAACAGCAAAAGCUGGCUGAUCAGCUCUUAGCUGAUGCUGAUGAAGCUAGAGACCGUGCUCAUGAAGCUUUGAAAGUGGCUGAAGAAGUUUUGAAAGAUGCUGAACAGACAUUGCAAACCUUGAAUGAAUUCAAUGAACGCGUCGAGAAAUCUAAGGCAGCCGCUACUGAGCAACUGAAACAGUUGGACGAGAUCGAAGAGAACAUCAAGAAGGCUGAAGAAACUACAGUUAAGGCUGUGAACGCUAUCGGAUCCGCCGCCGAUGACGCUAGAGAUGCUAAAGAAUUAGCAACGAAAGCAGGAGAAGACGCUAAAUCCGUAUCGGAUGCUGCUGACUCUUUGAGGCAGAACGCAACACUCUCGAAGAACUCUGCCGAAAAUUUGAAAUCCGAAGUUCAAUCACUUAUUGAUGACUUACAAGAAACUUCUACAUCUUUGGAAGCUUACAAAACUCAAUCUGAAACUGAUAAACAGUUAGCUACAGAGGCUGUACGUAGAGCUUCAUUAGCCGAGAAAGCAGCUAGAGAAGCCAACAACACUGUGGCUAGCGAAGCAGAUAACAUCAAGAAGGUUAUAGACCGUUUAAGUGCAUUAGAAGCUGUUAAUACAGCAGAAUUAGAUGAAUUGGAGAAUGAAAUUGAUACGAUUGAGAACAUUCUCUCCAAAGCGGACCUAGAAAGCCAGUUGGCUGAAUUCAAGAGCUUCAAAAGUGAAGAAAAUAGAAGAAUAAUAUUAAUAAAAAAUGAAAUUGAUUUCUUGUCUAAGGAGGUUCGAAACCUCGAGGAAAUUCGGGAUGCUCUACCCAUUAAAUGCUUUAACCAAGUUCGAUUGGAACAGGAGGGGCAGAAGAAGCGAAAAUAA
Molecule: messenger RNA, 4902 nt
Organism: Auanema sp. JU1783
Lineage: Eukaryota; Metazoa; Nematoda; Chromadorea; Rhabditida; Rhabditidae
Source: the annotation of a GenBank genome assembly